AUGACAAAACGAGCUAGAAAAGAUCGUUUAAGCAAUUGGGAUUUUGAUGGAAGUAAUGAUGUUACUAAUUAUCAAGAUGAUGAUAUAUCAGAACGAUCGUCAAUCACAUCUUUAGAAGGACAUUUUCGACAACCACCGGAAGGCCCUACUACUGCUGCUACUACUAUAAAUAAUCCUAAUAAACAAGAGGAAUAUCAAGAUCCUUACUAUACAGGAGAAGGACCUCAUACACUUCGUUAUUUUUACAAUGAAUUACCUGACGCUGGUGUACCAAUGGCUGUUCAAGCUAAAGAAGCAAAAAAAGAAGAGAAACAAAAAAUAAAAGAUGAAAUUGAAGCACGACGAGGUAGAGGAGCUCUUGUCGAAGGUCCAGGGAUGAAUCCACCUACUGAAAUGAAUGAUAAUUAUUAUCCUUAUUGGUAUUAUUAUAAAGCAAAAAAUCCUGAUUGGAUUAUGCGUCAACAACAAUAUGCAGAUGCAUCAUUUAUGCCUGCACUUGAUCCUACGAAAAAAAUUGAUCUUGCUGAUCCUGAAGAAUUCCCUGUCUCACCUAAAUUAACAAAAGCAACUCGAAAAGCACGUGAUUUUCUAUACACUGGUCGUGAUACACCUAAUAUGAUAUUUAAUCAAGAACGACGACGUUAUGAAAUGUUAGGAGAAGGUAAAGAUAAAAAAUCAGGUUUACCAACCGAUGCAGAUAAGAAUAAACAAGGAGGAACAUCAAAACAAUAUAUACCUUUAAAAGAUGGUGGUGGUGGUGGUGGUGGUGGUGGUGGUGGUGGUGGUGGUGGCGGUGGUGCUGGUGGUCCAAAUUCACGUCGAAAUGGUACAUAUUCAAGAACAGAUCCACGUGGUAAACUUCAAACUGAAUAUGAUUGGGCUGAACAUUAUACUAAUUAUAUGAGAAAUAAAUCAUCUAUGGAUCAUAAUUAUAAACCAAAUAUUCGAAUGAGAAAUCAUAGAAGUAGAAAGGAUUAUGAUCCACUUAAUGGUAUCUAUGGAAAGGACGAUCCAAAUAAUAUGAAUAAAGACGGGUUUGAUUUUGAUUAUGAUGAUGAUGACGAAUAUGGGAAUGGAACUGGAAAUGGAAAUAGAAGGAGAGGCAAUAAUCGUAAUGGAUAUGGGCGAAACGGUAAUUAUCGUAAUGGUAAUAGUACUUAUAAUGGUAAUCAACGUUCAACUUCUCAAUUUCAACAAUAUAAUACUUAUUCUUCUAAUCCUUAUUCUAAUCAACAAGGAAGUUUUAAUCAAAAUCGUUCUGCACCACUCAAUGGUCAAAGAGGAAUACAUCGUCAUACUCAUAAUCAUUCUACUCAUCAUAAUUUAUCGUCUAAAGAUUUUAACGGUGGUAAAUUUAAAGUUAAUGAUACUUCACUUGAUAAAUCUACAGCAAAUUUUCGAACAUUGGGAUUAAAUCCAACGGGUUAUGGACCACCAUCAAUUUAUAAUCAAAGUAAUUAUCUACCACCUAUUACACGUGAUUAUUUUGAUCGACCACAUCCAAUGGGCUAUUAUGGUACACAAGUACUUACUAAUGAUUAUAAUACUUUAUCAUAUGGACCUCAAAUAUAUAAAGCUGGUGUUCAAACAAAAUUUUAUGAUCGCUAUUUAAAUAACGUAAUAGAUAAACGAUUAUUUGCAUGA
Adineta steineri is the source of this 1644-nucleotide messenger RNA. NCBI's taxonomy places the organism in Eukaryota, Metazoa, Rotifera, Eurotatoria, Adinetida, Adinetidae. The record is from the annotation of a GenBank genome assembly.